AUGAUGGCCUGCUGUCGAUACUCUUCACCUUCCCCAUCCCGGACUGCUUCAACAAUCUUCGAUGAUUUCGAUGAUGUGAGCAAGGCCACAAACAUUACCGGAAGAGACGCUGAUGCGACCCUUGAGGCUGCAGCAAGCAAGGAAGUGAGCCCUGUAUGCAAGCCUGUUUAUCCCAGUGUUGAGACAUCUGACGAGAACUGGGAGGACAGAGCAGGCUCUCCCGGGAGCUCGGGGAAGAAGCUAUGUGACUCCGGGCUGGCGAGCCUGUGCCCUUCUUCGGAACAGGAGUCGCUUAUGUUCAGCAUGGGGGAGAGAUCAUCUGAUUCUGAGGCGGAAGAACACAACCCCAGGUAUCACCCGAGCCCGACAAAACACCAGGGUGCUUCUGACGCGACAAUCACUCCUGAGGCGAUGAUGCCUCCUGAGUCAACGGCCCAUUCAUGCCGAACAGCCCCACCUAAAGCGGCGGCGGCCCCUCUUAGAAUGACGCCCCCUCCCAAGGCGACGAUCCGCGCUGAGGCUGAGGCGACGAUCCCGUUGAACAUUCCCUCUACGCAGUAUAUACCAUAUACUGCGCUAGUCGAGGAAAUUCACCCUCCACGCAUCGUGACCGUCGGUUCCGUCAUCCGGCUGAUCACGAUUCGCGUAGAUGUGGAAUGGAAGUACUUCAGUCGUUUCUAUAACCAAUGUCUAACCUUGCUCGUCGAGCUGAAGGACGCGGACGACCAGUCAGACCGAAGCUCGGCGCUGAGAUAUCCUUCCGGCAAUGAUUUCGGUCAGGGCAAGGCGCUUCUUAAAAGCAAGCAGCCAAGCACAUUUUCGGACGACUGGGGCAGGAGUAUCUUGCGAUUCUACUUCUACAUUGAUUCAUUGCGAGUGGGCGAGCAAGGCAGCUACCGCUUUCACUACACUGCUAUGAUUCCUAGUGUUUUGGGUGAAGCACCGACCAUGCAAGGGACGUGCUUUGUAACGGAUGAUUGUCCGGAGUUCACGUUCGAUGAGAUGGUAUCCAUUGAAGCGCAUGCAGGCACCCUGCGUCGUUUCUGGAACGGGAGUUGCCAACAGAUCGAAGUUAUUACCAAAAGCACAAAACCCGGCAUGUCGUACCGCUCGGAUCGAAGGCUCCCCCCUCCAAACAUCAACAUCGCGCUCUCGCCGGGGGCUGAGUUGUUGGCUACGGGCGUGUGUAGACCCGCGACCCUGAGAUUGGUCAAGCUCAGCUUCAAGAUUCUGUGUCCAGGAUCUGUUGUUGUCCUCAAGGACACUGUCGACACCCGGCUGAAGACGGGUUGCGAGAAAAUGCGUGGCUCCUUCUUGACUCUUAUGGAGCGUCCGGGGAACCCUCCCUCCUCGCGUGCCCUCGUCCUAGAGGCCCCUGCCGCCGACACCACAACAUCGUCUGGAUGA
Molecule: messenger RNA, 1407 nt
Organism: Diaporthe amygdali
Lineage: Eukaryota; Fungi; Ascomycota; Sordariomycetes; Diaporthales; Diaporthaceae
Exons: 6
Coding region: 1-1407 (468 amino acids)
Source: RefSeq, a predicted model, not a curated record